AUGAUCAGGGUUUACAACAAGACUUCUUGCAUGGUUAAACCAGCUGACCAGACAUGGUCUGGUAAGCUGGCCUUAUCAGAACUGGACCAAACUGGGGUAACCGUUCAUGUCCCAACCAUGUACUUCUACAGACAAUCCCCUGAGGACUGGUUCGAUGUUCUGCAAACUCUAAAAAGUUCACUCAGUAGUACCCUGGUUCAUUUCUACCCUUUGGCCGGCCGUCUAUCCUCGGUUUCUGGAGGGCGUCUGGAGCUUGAUUGCAAUGCGGCCGGUGUGCAGUUCGUGGAAGCUUAUGCCGACAAGAAACUUACCGAUCUGGAUACUUUCUUACCAUCUCCGAUCUAUCACCAACUCACUCCUUCAAUAGAUUAUGUUAGUGCACCUCUUGAGGAAAUCCCAUUGUUAGUUUUGCAGGUCACCAGGUUUGUUUGUGGAGGGUUAAGUCUUGGUUUAAGCAUAUCACAUGUUGUUGCGGACGGCCAAAGUGCACUUCACUUCGUGUCCGAAUGGGCUAGGAUUUCUCGAGGUGAGUCGUUAGAGUCACCACCCUAUCUUGAUAGAAAAGUUUUGCGAGCUGGGGAUCCUCCAAGGGCAAACUCGAGGCUUGAACACACAGAGUUCGAUCCUCCACCGAUCCUAAUAGAUCAUUCUGAAAACGAAAGUGAGCAUGAGAAGGAGACCGACGUCACAAUGUUGAAUUUAACAGCAACCCAAGUAGAGAAACUGCGGAACAAAGCUAAUAAUAGUUGGAAAAGUGAGAUGAGCCAUGGUUUUACACGAUAUGAGGCUAUAACUGCGCACAUAUGGAGAACUGCGUGCAAAGUGCGUAAUCACAAACCAGAGCAGCCAACUGCAUUGGCUAUCUGCAUCGACGUACGAGGUAAGAUGAGCCCACCGUUGCCAAGAAAGUACUUUGGAAAUGCUAUCAUCAAUGUGAUCGCCACAGGAAGGUCGGGUGAGAUAGUUUCAAAGCCUUUAGGAUACAGUUCGAGUAAAAUAAGAGAUGCGAUCGAAAAGGUUGAUGAUGAGCAUGUAAACUCGGUGAUAGAUUUUCUUAAGGGUCAAGAAGACUUAUCGAAGUUCCGAGACUUGCAACCAUCAAGUAACGAUGGACAUUUUUACGGCAACCCAAAUCUUGGAGUUAUAAGCUGGUUAACACUACCACUCUAUGGUGCCGAUUUUGGUUGGGGGAAGGAGAUUCAUAUGGGUCCAGGAACACAUGAUUCCGAUGGUGAUUCUUUGAUUCUUCAUGGCAAAGAUGGAGAUGGAUCCUUGGUUGUUGCAUUGUGUUUGCAGGUGAGGCAUAUGGAGGAUUUCCAGAAGGUGUUCUACCAAGAUAUUGAUAUAGAAUGA
Molecule: messenger RNA, 1353 nt
Organism: Cynara cardunculus var. scolymus (artichoke)
Lineage: Eukaryota; Viridiplantae; Streptophyta; Magnoliopsida; Asterales; Asteraceae
Product: spermidine hydroxycinnamoyl transferase-like
Exons: 1
Coding region: 1-1353 (450 amino acids)
Molecular function (GO): acyltransferase activity, transferring groups other than amino-acyl groups
Source: RefSeq, a predicted model, not a curated record